AACAGGGAGUAUUUGAAGCAAACCACCGAAGGAGUCAAGCUGGAAGAGUUUUUGUUAAACUGGUGAAGAUGCUGAUUCUCGUCCUCCAACAAUGCAUGAAAAUCCUCAUCCUGCCAAUCUAUGUGCUUGCCUAUUUUGGCUUAUGGGAUCCUAUUUGUAAAAAAACCUUCCCAUUUUUCAUGAAGAAGCUGAGCAAAAGCUACAAUGUAAAACUGCACAAAGAAAAGGAGACGCUGUUCAAGAACAUGCAGGACUUCACCGACCCAUCGGGAAAGCUCCACCUGCUAGAGAUUGGCGUGGGCACUGGCACCAACUUUCAGUUUUAUCCCCCCAACACUCGCGUGACCUGCGUGGACUACAACCCCAACUUCCAAAAUUUCCUCCUGGAGAGCAUGGCUCAGAACACGCACCUCCACUUCGAUAAUUUUGUAGUCGCCUCCGCCGAGAACUUGUCUUCUGUGCCGGACAACUCUGUGGACGUGGUGGUUUGCACGCUGGUGCUUUGCUCCGUGAACAGCCCCCGGGCUGCCUUGAAGGAGGUUCUGCGAGUGCUCAAACCGGGUGGUGCGUUCUAUUUCAUGGAACAUGUAGCAGCUGACAGAUCAACCUGGACCUACUUCUGGCAACAAGUCUGUGACCCUAGUUGGAGAUAUGUAGGAGAUGGAUGCUCCUUGUUAAAAGAGACCUGGAAAGAUUUGGAGAAUGUGGGGUUUUCUAAACUGAACUUGCAACACAUCAUAGGACCGUUGUUCCUAAGUAUAGUUCGUCCCCAUAUUUAUGGAUACGCUGUGAAGUAAUUUAAGAGAAAGCAUCUUUCUCUUAAAAAUUAGAUAUCUGACUUUAAGGAAUUAACAGUGACAAUGCAUAGGCUGCAAUAAGAAAAGUGUUUCCUCUAUUCUAUGCAAUUCAGAGUGGAGAAAGGCUCCUAAAGCUUCAGGCCGCACUAAACCUAAAUGGUACCUUGGAUCAGGUUUGGAGGGAGGGCAAAUAAAUGUUCAAAUUCAUAUGAAAGAAUAAGAAUAUAAAAGAAUUAAUAUAAAAAUAUAAAAGAAAAACAAUCCUACUAUCAAAAGACCGUGUGGGGGUGAAAAAAGCCACCCGCCAUUUUGCUGUGGCACCACUCAGUCCACCAUGUCAACUUCCUAGGAAGGAAAGCUAGAGGAGGCCUGUUUUGGGGUAUUACAACCUGUGUGGCGUUCUCUAAGAACAAACUACUAAUGGACCAAGCUCUAAUAGCUUAAGCACAAGCAGAACAGGGAAUCUUGCUUAAAUAAUACUUCAGGCAGAAGCUUCUGUUGGUCUAUAGCAGAGGCCUACCCAGAAAGGUUUUUCUCAGCUUCUUACCCCUUGUAGUUGUGGAACAGGUACAAUUCUGCAUUAUAUUGGCAUGGGAUUAGACUGAAAGCUAAGGCUCAGAAUUUAGAAACGGGUAAUAUAUCAAAGCUUGCUAACUGCUGAAUUGUAUAUUAUUUCCUUGUUUUACUUAUCAUGCUUUUCAUUUUCAAUAAAAAAGAGCUUGGGGU
Pseudonaja textilis is the source of this 1523-nucleotide messenger RNA. It is a transcript of the gene TMT1A, whose product is annotated as thiol methyltransferase 1A. The record is from RefSeq and is a predicted model, not a curated record. NCBI's taxonomy places the organism in Eukaryota, Metazoa, Chordata, Lepidosauria, Squamata, Elapidae. Gene Ontology annotation, molecular function: S-adenosylmethionine-dependent methyltransferase activity.